Molecule: messenger RNA, 2625 nt
Organism: Pseudo-nitzschia multistriata
Lineage: Eukaryota; Bacillariophyta; Bacillariophyceae; Bacillariales; Bacillariaceae
Source: the annotation of a GenBank genome assembly
AGGUGGGAAAGAAACAAGACAUCGAAAAUUGAGAAGGGCCCGAGUACGUACCGAAGCACAAUACAAUAGCACAAUACAACGAUCGAUUCUGUCGAGAUUCAUUUACUGAAAUUCGAUAACAGUUUUCACCAAACAGAUUCUGYUCCGGUUGAUUCACCAUGGGCCCUAAGCUCAAACCGCCGUCUCGGCACGAUGCCAUCGGCAUCCCGAUUUUCGGUAUGCACUGGUACGGUGACCCCGGCGACGGAACUUCAWUCUUGGCGUAUUGUGGGGGUGGAGGCAGUGCCGCGACGGGCGUAAAAAACAAGUUGUACAUCGAGAUUGCGGACGAUGACCAAUCGCAGGAGCAACAGCAGCCCCAGGGAGGCACAAAUGACGAGGAGCCAAUCAUUGUCGAGACGGGUGAUCAGCUGGGUGUGGCCAUCAACAUCGCAAAGAACCCGAUCACGAAAMAAAUCAGCUUGUUUUUAGCGCUGGGCACGAAGAUCAACGUCUAUUCCCUCCCGGAAGCGAAACUAGAACAAGAAUUGUCGGUUGGGGCAACCGUUCACGCGAUCGGCGUCAAUGCCAUGGCGAAUGCGAUCGCACUGGGCUGCGAAAACGGAUCGAUYAUAGUGCACGAAAUCGUUGAGGACUACCGCGUCAAGGAACUCCCUUCCUACACUUGCGACGAGGGUCCCGAUGUCGGACACACGAAGCCGAUUUGCUCCGUUGCCUUUGCGCCAAGGUCGAACGAUCUGAUCGCCUCCAGCUCUAAGGACGGGACCGCCCGUGUCUGGAAAGGAAACAAGUGCAUCAGCGUCUUGAAGUGCAGCAUCGUAGAUCCCAAGGCACCGCCACCACCCAAAAACAGACAAAAACGUAUACAGACGGUAAUGGUGCGGGGAUGUGCGUUUGGAGAUCUGGAAGGCAAGCURGUAUACACUGUUGCGUCGGGGAAACGAGGCAAGGCGUUCUUAUCCAAGUGGGGACUCGAUGAAAAAGAAAAUCAAUACCAGUGCUUCGAGCGAACGGCCUGUUCGGAUCAUCCGGUAUCGGCCAUGUCCAUGUCGGCCGAUGCCACCACAAUAGCACUGGGAAACGCCGAUGGAACAAUCUAUCUGUGGGACCUGSUCAAGUGGAAGGUCGCCAAACAAUUUCCAAACGUUCACGARUUUCCAGUAACAUGCAUCGCUGCACGACCGUACGAUCUUCCACUGAAGGGCGAGGACAAGAUCGGAAUCCGUUUCAACGCAAUGAGUGCCUCGGCSGACGCGCAAUUGGCGAGRCUGACCACGCAACGAAAGGUGCCGAAGAGCGCCGCCGAUAGAAAUGCUCCCGGAUUCCCACUCGAUGAAUGGCUAAAUUGGCUGAUCAAAUGGCUUGUGAUCGUAUGGCUAGUAUCGCCUCUGGCCAGGGACGCCUGGGAUCAGUGUGGAAGCGRAAGCGAUGUCGUUGGGGUCGGCGCGAAACUGAAGUGUGUGAAAGACAAAGUCAUCAUUGCUCCGCAUUCGUCACCGGGGAUUUCAGUUCCACCUCAUUAGUAGAGAUCAGGGACGAACCGGUAAGUUGGAUUUGGACGCAACGGCGUUUCAAUGCCGUGGAUGCGCUUUGGCUGCACCAUUUCAUAAUACAUGGAGUGCAUUCUAGAAGAACUAUUAARAAAUAGAGAUGUUGGUUCAUCAGCAUCCGAGUUAUUCGUACGUAGUGAAGAAAAUGCAUUAWAAUAUAUUUAUUAGAAUAAUAAACUAAGUGCCGCAUUGUUCAGAAAUGUGCGUGUGUGUGGAUUCCCUUUUUGCAUUUUGGCUACAAUCUAUUGGAAGAWGUGGUGUGGUAUUGUUACAAGAUCGAAACAGUGUUCCAUAGUUGUGCAUUUUCGGAUUUUUUGACUCGUUUCGAUUGAACUAUCAGAUUCAUUUUAUAUCACCCCAGUGGGUUUACAAUUCUUGCCCGGCGGCGGCCGAAGCGCGAACACUGCUGAGAAAGCCAAGCAGGGCUUCUGCACCUUCCGCUCCUGUAGUAUCCGGAGCCGUGGUAAUACUCGUCYUCAUGCGUUUAUCGGCUGGUUCAAGUGUUGGUGAUACAUGAGCCGAAGAAGAGUGCUUUGAUAUUGUUCCAACCAUGCCGGAGUUCGAAAGUGUAGCUGUUAUUGUAUUUGUGGUGUUCGCGUUGUUGUUCGUUGUUCGGUAAACAGGGGUACUUGUCGAUGCUGAUGUUUGAAGUAAURCAUUUGGCAAACCGGCAGUAGUCUGCUGUAUGAUAGGUCCUUCGUAUAUGAGUCUUUGUACUUCUUUCAUUUGAUGUUCCAAAGAGUCUUCCGCACUGCUUUGGGUGCUUGUACUUCCAUCCUUGUUGUUCUCUUGUUGCGAUGUCCCUGUACAAWUUUUUCCUCUAAAAGAAGAAUUGGUUUGAUUUCCGUUAUCAAAUUUUCCCAUUAGAAUGACAUUGGCUCGGUCAAGCCACGUUGCGGCUUGGGUCACUGCCGAUUGCUGCAAUUGACUAUCGGAUGGAUUUUGUGAGCUGGAACCUAGCAUCGAGACAGGAACCCCUUGCACCGUCACCGCGCCCCUGUUUGCAGCGUUCGCCGCCGCCGCAGAAGCAGCUGCCUUUUUCGCCGAUUCGCGCUGUUGCAUUUCAAGUCGCCGC